UGGGUUUGGGGGCAAUUCGGGGCUCCCCAAACCCCCGGGGGGGCGGUGGCAAGAGCCUUUGGAAACCCUGGAAUUCCCGGAGAACAGCGGGAUGUGGAUCUAACCGCCCCUCGCCCUAAAAACACCCCAAAAAGGGGAGUUUGGGGGUGAUCCUGAGGGAAUUCCGUUCCUCCCGUGCAGCACUUUUCCCGAAGGACCCGGAAUGCAGAGCUGAGGCAGGAAAGUUUUCCCUUCGUGGCAGGGGCUCUGGAGGUGGAAGUUUUUCAUGGAAGAUGUGGAAUUGGAGGGUUUUGAGUCUCUUCCUGUUCUGGCUGACACCAGGAAAAUAAUUCCCCAAGAGGAAAAAACUGGCUCAGGGAUUUUCCAGCGGAGACUUUGGCUGUUCCCUCUUUUUCCCAAAAGGAUCAAAUCCAGCAUGAGUUCAGGAUUCAGGGAACUCUAGGGGAAAGAACCCGGGAAUAAGCAGUGGGAAGACAAGGUAAGUUUUCCAUCUGGUUGAAUUUUCUCACCACGUUCCCCCAGUGGGAUCUCGGGAAGGCUCCGGAGCAGAGAUUCCCUGGGAAUCCCUUUGGGAUCCCUUGGGAUCAACCCCAGCUCUCCCUGGGACCUCUCCCCGUCUUCCUGGGGCUCUCUGCUACCAUAGGGGCCCACCUGGAAUUUUAGGGGAAAAUAGAGCAAUUUGGGGCAAAGAGAGGAGAGAUGGGAUGGAUGGACCAGCUCCACGCAAGGGAGAAAAAAGUGGGAAUAUUGGAAUUUGGGAAGCGGGAUGAAGCCAAGUGCCGUGUCUGGAAUGCCAUGCUGCCACCCUGGGUGUUUGCUUUCCUGAAAUUCCUGCAGUUCUAGUCUGAAAAUCCUGAAAUUUGCUGAAAAUCCCAUUGCAAUCCCUUCCUGGACACUCUCCUGCCCAGUAAUAUCUGAUUUUCCUGUGCUUGGGGUUUAUGGGAAGGCGUGAAGCGCUUCUGGGCGCCUUUUUCUCCCUUUACUUUUCCCUUUGUUUUUCAUCCUGAAGCUGCCAGCACGAUUCCCACCAGGACACAGCCAAAAUGCCGCUGGUUUGGGGGGAAUUUGGGGAAUUUUGUGGGGAGUUUUAGGGAAAAUACAAAAAUAUUCUGCCCAGUGUGGACUCGGUUCCUCGUUAAUUGGUGACGAAUUAAACCCCACUGUGAUCCCAGGAAUGCGACCUGGGAAGGGCUGAGGAAUAAGUUCACCCUCUCCUGGCCCCCAUCCCACCCUCUGAAAUUCUUCAGGACCCCUCUGCCCCUGCCAAGUGCCACCAGUUUUUCCCCAACUGUGCCAAAAAAAGGGGGAUUUUCAGGGUGAAAUCCUGGGGAUUUGGUGUCCAGAGGUCCUGGAUGCUGCACCUCCCCAGCAUUCCGGCUGGCCUGGAUCAUCGGUGGAUCUCCCCUGGAAGUCCCGGCAGGAAAAGCCCAAAUGCAGCAGAUUUUAAUCCUCCCGCUCCAAAUUCAGCUGCAAUUUCCCCAAACCAGGAGAAUUUUCCAUCCAAAGCCAGGAUUUUGGCAAUCCAGGGAGGAUCCUGGCAGUGUCCUGGAAAGGUGGAAAGAGGGAUCAGCCGAGGAUGAGCAGGGAAAAUGGGGAACAUACGGAAUUCCGACAGUUUGUGACUGGGCCCGAAGUGGAGGUGAAAAACUUCCAUAAUGGAUCAUUGAUUUAAGGGGAAAACUUCAAAGAUUGGGAAAAAUGGUGAGAAAACCUUGGAAGCGGUGGGAUUCUGGAGCCUGGAAAAUGGGAUUGAGCUGAGGAGCCGGAAAAAAAUGGGAGGAAACGGCAGGAAAUUGGCACCGGGAAAAGCAGUGGAAGUGGGAAAAAUGGAUCCGCCCGGGAUCUGCGGGAUUUUGGGGCCAUUCCCGGUGGGAUUCAUGGCCCCACUAGGAUCACAUUCCCAAAACUCUCCCAGCUCAGCUCAUUCGGGGCCUGGAACCCACAGGAAAAACAUGGAAAAACAGGGAAUGGAAUCAGCCAAACCUUGGGAUUGUGCCCCAUAGCACUGGUCCUUGUGCUGGGAUCCACGCAAAGGGGAUUUUUGUCGCUUUUUGAGGUGUUUUAAGGCUGUUUCUUGGUCUAGGUGAGGUAAUCAAUGGAUUAAUCCCAUUUCCAAGUGGGAAUUUCUAGUGCUCCUGGUGUUUCCAAGCUUGGAAUUGGGGAAAAAUGGAAGUAAUUGGAUAAAAGGGGGGAUGUUGGACAAAAGUGACCAAUGGAUGGAUAAAAAUCAUUCCAACAAUGGAAUUUUCGGGGCUGAUCCCAUUCCCACCCAAUGCUUCUCAUUUACCUCACCGUGACCCUGGGAUUUUGGAUCUGAUCCCGUCCAACCCAACGCGUUUCACCCCAAUGGCAUUUCUAAUUUAUUUCAUUCUAACGAUGGGAUUUGGGCGCUGAUCCCGUUCCCGGUGACGUUCCCCAUUGUAACACUGGAUUUCGGGGGCUGUUCCCAUUCCCGGUGACGUUCCCCGUUGUAACGCUGGAUUUCGGGGCCCCAUCCCAUUCCCAGUGACGUUCCCCAUUGUAAUGCUGGAUUUUGGGGACCAAUCCCAUUCCCAGUGACAUUCCCCAUUGUAACGCUGGAUUUCGGGGCCCCAUCCCAUUCCUGGUGACGUUCCCCAUUGUAACGCUGGAUUUCGGGGGCUGUUCCCGUUCCCGGUGACGUUCCCCGUUGUAACGCUGGAUUUCGGGGGCUGUUCCUGUUCCCGGUGACGUUCCCCAUUGUAACGCUGGAUUUCGGGGACCGAUCCCGUUCCCAGUGACGUUCCCCAUUGUAACGCUGGAUUUCGGGGGCUGUUCCCAUUCCUGGUGACGUUCCCCACUGUAACACUGGAUUUCGGGGGCUGUUCCCAUUCCCGGUGACAUUCCCCGUUGUAACGCUGGAUUUCGGGGCCCCAUCCCAUUCCCAGUGACAUUCCCCAUUGUAACGCUGGAUUUUGGGGACCGAUCCCAUUCCCAGUGACGUUCCCCAUUGUAACGCUGGAUUUCGGGGGCUGUUCCUGUUCCCGGUGACAUUCCCCGUUGUAACGCUGGAUUUCGGGGCCCCAUCCCAUUCCUGGUGACGUUCCCCAUUGUAACACUGGAUUUCGGGGGCUGUUCCUGUUCCCGGUGACGUUCCCCAUUGUAACGCUGGAUUUCGGGGGCCCAUCCCAUUCCUGGUGACAGUUCCCAUUUCCCUUGUCCUAACACUGGGAUUUUGGGUCCCGAUCCCGUUGCCAGGAGCGCAUCCCGGGCCAUGUUCUCCAAGAAGAAGAAGCGGGUGGAGAUCUCGGCGCCGUCCAACUUCGAGCACCGGGUGCACACGGGGUACGACCCCUCGGAGCAGCGCUUCACAGGGCUGCCCCGCCAGUGGCAGGGGCUGCUCGAGGAGUCCGCCCGGCGCCCCAAACCCCUCGUGGACCCCGCCUGCAUCACCGCCAUCCGCGGGGCCCACAAGCCCAUCGUGCGCGGCUCCAAAGGGACCCAGGAUGGGACCCCUGGGGGCCGGGAUGGGACCCUGGCGUGGCUCCUGGACGAGCUGGAGGCCGUGUCCGUGUCCCGCUCCAACUCCCUGCGCCGGGACAGCCCCCCCUGCCCCUCCCGGCACCCCCCGGAGAACGGCCUGGCCCCGGGACCCCCCCCCUCUCGCCCGGAGCCCGGCAAGAGCCGCCGUGGGGAUCUGGAGCCAAGACGCCCCCAGUGCCGGGAGCGGGAGGAUCCCAAAACCGCGGCCGGGCAGGAGCCUCCUCGCCCGCACCCCCCCGGGGGUCGCCCCAAAUCCAGCUCGGCCGGAGAGGGGCCCCCCCGGCCCCCGCCCCGCGAGCAGCGCCCACUCUCGGGGCCCGACCUACGGCCCCCCGACAUUCCCGGUGCUCCUGGAGCAGGGCUGAAGACGGCGCCCGGACGCCCCUUCCACACCUACCCCCGUGCCGACACCGACCCUGGCCGGGGGGGCAGUGCCCAGGCCGAGCACCGCCCGGGACGGCCGCAGGAGGUGACCCCCAACGGGCCGGUCCCCGCCGGCACUCCCGGUGCUUCCCACGCCCCCGGCCCCCCACGCCCCAAAGCCCCAGAGCCGCCUCCCCCUGGCCCGGAGCCCCCGGCCCCACGUCCGCCCGGCCCCGCACCCGCCCCAGCGGGGGGCCCCCAGCGCGUGUCCCACGAGCAGUUCCGGGCAGCGCUGCAAAUGGUGGUGGACCCCGGCGACCCCCGCACGUACCUGGACAACUUCAUCAAGAUCGGCGAGGGCUCCACGGGCAUCGUCUGCAUCGCCACCGUGCGCGGCUCCGGCAAGCUCGUGGCCGUCAAAAAGAUGGACCUGCGCAAGCAGCAGCGACGAGAGCUGCUCUUCAACGAGGUGGUGAUCAUGCGGGACCACCAGCACGAGAACGUGGUGGAGAUGUACAACAGUUACCUGGUGGGCGAUGAGCUCUGGGUGGUCAUGGAGUUCCUGGAGGGCGGCGCCCUGACCGACAUCGUCACCCACACCCGGAUGUCAGAGGAGCAGAUUGCGGCUGUGUGCCGCUCGGUGCUGCGGGCGCUCGCCGUGCUCCACGCCCAGGGCGUCAUCCACCGCGACAUCAAGAGUGACUCCAUCCUCCUCACGCACGAUGGGCGGGUGAAACUCUCGGAUUUCGGGUUCUGCGCCCAGGUGAACAAGGAAGUGCCACGGCGCAAGUCCCUGGUGGGGACCCCGUACUGGAUGGCCCCUGAGCUCAUCUCCCGCCUGCCCUACGGCCCCGAGGUGGAUAUCUGGUCCCUGGGGGUGAUGGUCAUCGAGAUGGUGGACGGGGAACCCCCUUAUUUCAACGAGCCUCCCCUCAAAGCCAUGAAGCUGAUCCGGGACAACCUUCCCCCCCGGCUCAAGAACGGCCACAAGGUGUCCCCAUCCCUGAAAGGGUUCCUGGAGCGGAUGCUGGUGCGGGACCCGGCGCAGCGGGCGAGCGCCCCGGAGCUGCUCCGCCACCCCUUCCUGGGGGUUGCGGGCCCCCCAGCCUGCAUUGUGCCCCUCAUGCGGCAGCACCGGCUGCGGUGAGACCCCCCCGCCCUGGGGGAGACCCCCUCGGGCCCCUCCUGCUCCUCUUCCUGCCCCUCCUCCUCGGCGGCACCCACAAACUAGAGCAGGACUGGGAUGUUCCUGGGGGGCACCAGCCCCCCAACCUGUACUACUGAGCUGGGGACCCCACAGCAGAGAUUUUGGGGGGGGGGGGGCAGCUGUUAUCCUGGAGAUUCGGGGGAGCAGGGGCUCAUCCUGGUCCUCCCCGCCUUUGGGACCCAUUUUGGGGCAUUUCCCCUUUUGUUGUUGUUUUUAUCCCCCUUUCUUCUACCCCCCUUGGGUACCGGGGUAUGGCCCCCCUACAUCUCCAUGGGGGGGGGUCCCCAAAACUACAGCCCCCCCUCCCCCCACCACACCACACUACUGACUUGGGGUGUGUCCCCCCCGGGCCCUUCUCACCUGUUUUUGUUGAUUUUGGGGUUUUUUUGUUGGUUCCUUCCCCCCGGAACUCCCCCCUGCCCCCACGGUUUUGUUUUUUAACAAAGUGAUAUUUAUAUGGUCGGGUUUUGUACCGCACGGGACGGGGGGGCCCCGGGGGCACACGGGGCCCCUCCCCCCAGAUUACACGUGUCCUUUUGGA
Corvus hawaiiensis (hawaiian crow) is the source of this 5612-nucleotide messenger RNA. RefSeq names its product p21 (RAC1) activated kinase 4 (gene PAK4). The coding region runs from base 3233 to 5011 and encodes 592 amino acids. Lineage: Eukaryota; Metazoa; Chordata; Aves; Passeriformes; Corvidae. Gene Ontology annotation, biological process: regulation of MAPK cascade; intracellular signal transduction; protein phosphorylation. The transcript has 9 exons. Gene Ontology annotation, cellular component: cytoplasm. Gene Ontology annotation, molecular function: ATP binding; protein serine/threonine kinase activity. The record is from RefSeq and is a predicted model, not a curated record.